Molecule: messenger RNA, 2133 nt
Organism: Plenodomus lingam JN3
Lineage: Eukaryota; Fungi; Ascomycota; Dothideomycetes; Pleosporales; Leptosphaeriaceae
Source: RefSeq, a predicted model, not a curated record
AUGUCAGCACCGAAAGACACAACGGGGCACCAGAACCCCCCCUGCCCCAAAGGUGUUUUCGACCUAGAGAACAAGGUUGGGCUUUUCUGUAAGAGGCUCUACACUUUCCAGAAAAGGGACAUGAUGCUCAUGUGCAAUGUCCGCAAUACCCUGAAGGUCUGGGAUGCUGACGACUGGAUUCCCAACUGUCUCAACAAAGACCAACUUUGUUCUAUCGUCGAUCAACGGCCGAUAGACCUCAGCAUCGGAACUAUCACUCCACGUCAGCAAAAGAUUGAUCCUAAGAUUGAAAAAGAAGCUGUGAGCGAGGUUGCUGACUACAUUGGGCAACAUUCGAGAUCCAGCGUUGAGGCAUACGGGUUCUCGGAUUUCGACCAAUCUGGCUUCAGCCAAACUGCCUGUUUUAACUUCGGUAGCGUCGCAACAAAGUCUUUGGCAUUUCCAGUAGUCAAAUCUAUCGAUAUGACUUCGUUCCAGCCUCCAGCGUAUCCACUGGAAUUUAUUGCACAUAAAGUUGCCUUGGCAAAGAACUCCUACCAUGACGCCGAAACCGCAACUUUGAUCGGUCUUGCAGGAGUUGUCAUUGCAUUGAUUUACUGGUUAUCGAGCCAUUCUAGGCAAACAUACGUAAAAGGCGUUCCGUUUGUCGGUGGAAGCGACGAAGACGCCAUCAAGAAGAACCGGAUCCGGUUCGUGAACGAUAGCAAGAAUAUGUUACUAGAGGGCUAUAAGCAGGCAAACCGCGGACUGUACUAUGUUCCCAGCAAAUUGGGAGAGCGUCUGAUGAUUCCUGUCAAAUACCUGGAAGAUUUGAAGUCAGCACCAGUAAACGAGGUUGAUUUCGUGGCCACAUUCAUUGAGGUCAGCGAGUUCGCCCGAUGGUUUACUCGGCCCGCAGCUGAUUGGACUACAGAUGUUCGAAGGCAAAUACACGACGAUGGGCAGCCGCUCAACUCUCCAUCCCCGCGUCGUCAGAGGGCAGCUGAAUCGAAACUUGUGACGAGAUCAAAGACGCUUUUGAAGAUUCUUUCCCUCCCUGUCAUGGUAAGAGCAUUGUUCUUUUCUCGUUUGCUGCAAUCAACUCGAGGAAGGUUUCCUGACACGAUCAUUCAAGACUGGACCGAGGUGGACGUAGUCGACCGAAUCACACAAAUCGUGGCCCGCGUGUCAAGUCGCAUGUUUGGCGGCACUACCCUUAGCCGCAACAAAGAAUGGAUUCAAUCAUCCAUCGACUUCGCAACAGACGGGUUCAUUGGCGCUCAGGCCCUCAAGCAGUAUCCUGAAUUUCUCAAACCGGUUAUCGCCCGCUUUAUUCCAGCUAUCCAGAAUAUCAAGAGCCACUAUGCUGCCGCAGAGAGGGCCGCGAUCCCCCUUCUCAAAGAGCGUGCGGCUAAUGGCACUGCUGCGCCUGACCUACUCUACUGGAUGGCGGAGGACGCCAAGGGAGACGAAAAAGACCUGGCCGUCCUCGCCAGUAUUCUCCUGAAAGUUAGCUUUGCUGCAAUCCAUACGAGUGCAGCAGCACCUACGCAACUGUUGUAUGAUCUCUGCGAUAUGCCCGGAUACAUAGAGCCACUCAGGAGAGAAAUUGACCAAAAUCUCGAUGGAAAUGGAUUGCUCGGCCGCCAGGGAUUUCAGGGAUUGACCAAGUUGGAUAGUAUCAUGAAAGAAAGCCAACGGUUCAAUCCCUUGCUUCUCAUCACAUUUGAGAGAGUCAUCACAGUAGACUACACUCUUCCCGACGGCCUAAAGAUUCCCGCCCACACAACUAUCGGCGUACCCGCCCACGCCAUCUCAAUGGACCCCGAGAUCUUUCCUGAACCUGAAAAGUUCAAAGGCUUCCGUUUUGACGAGUCAGCUCCAAAGACGUCUCCAGACUCUCUGAAUGAAAAGGCAAAGUCCUCGGUGGCUUUUGCUGCUGCCCAUCCCGCAAGCAUGGCCUUUGGAUACGGGCGGCACGCGUGUCCUGGCCGCUUUUUCGCUUCGGCCGAAAUCAAGGCAAUCAUGGUUUAUCUUCUAAGAAAUUACGACUUCAAGUUCCCAGACAACCAGGCUGGAAGACCUCCCAGCUUGAUUUUCGAGACGCAGAACCUGCCUAACUCCGCUGGUCGUAUCAUGUUCAAGAGGAGAUGA